AAACCACAGCUGUUCCCAUACAACUGAGUCCAACCAUCCACAAACCCGCGCUGUCCGCCCAAUGGCCCGAUGAAACCACAGCUGCUUAUGUUGUCCGUAUUGGGGGCGUUAGCCUCGGGGGUUACUGCCUUCCAGAAGCUUUGCAAGUGUGAGUGCUUGUCACAGGACUCAGCUCCUCCUCCACCUCAAAUCUUCAGUCUCCCGUCGUGCGAUUUGUGCACAAAACAGGCGUGCUUGAAAGCGACCGCUGACUUCUGUACCGACGUCAACCUUCGCUUGAGUUGCUAUCAAGUCGAGUCGUUGAAAGAUAUGUUUAUCAUAUACUCAUUUGUAUUGGUGGUGGCCGGCCUACUAGGCGCGAGUGUGUACCGUCAGUACUGGCGAUGACCCCCAUAAAAUAUACAUCUCUUGUGGUACC
Messenger RNA from Yamadazyma tenuis ATCC 10573, 418 nucleotides. The record is from RefSeq and is a predicted model, not a curated record. NCBI's taxonomy places the organism in Eukaryota, Fungi, Ascomycota, Pichiomycetes, Serinales, Debaryomycetaceae.